AUGGCGACCACCGACUCACAGACCCCCUACUCAAGUAAUACCACCUACUCAAAAAGGAACAAUGGAAGAGGGUCCUGCAUCCUCAGCGAGGUGUCCACGCGCUCCCGGUCUAAGCUACCUUCGGGGAAGAACGUCCUUCUGCUGGGUGAAGAUGGAGCUGGUAAAACUAGCUUAAUAGGAAAAAUUCAAGGAAUAGAGGAAUACAAAAAAGGAAGAGGAAUGGAGUAUUUGUAUUUAAAUGUGCAUGAUGAAGAUCGAGAUGACCAAACAAGAUGUAAUGUGUGGAUUUUGGAUGGUGACCUGUAUCACAAAGGUCUUCUUAAAUUUGCGAUGGAGGCAAGCUCUCUAAAGGACACUCUAAUUAUGUUGGUAGUAGACAUGUCUAGGCCUUGGACUGCACUGGAUUCUUUACAAAAAUGGGCAAGUGUUGUAAGAGAACAUAUUGACAAGUUAAAAAUUCCUCCUGAAGAAAUGAAAGAAAUGGAACAAAAGUUGGUAAGAGACUUCCAGGAAUAUAUAGAACCAGGCGAGGAUUUUCCAGCUUCUCCACAGAGAAGAAAUACUUCAUUACAGGAAGACAAAGAUGACAGUGUGAUUUUACCCCUGGGUGCAGAUACACUAACAUGUAACUUAGGCAUUCCAGUAGUAGUAGUUUGUACAAAGUGUGAUGCCAUCAGUGUUCUGGAAAAAGAGCAUGACUACAGAGAUGAACACUUUGACUUCAUUCAGUCACAUAUCAGACGGUUUUGCUUACAAUAUGGGGCAGCACUUAUUUACACUUCAGUAAAGGAGAACAAAAACAUUGAUUUAGUGUAUAAAUAUAUAGUCCAGAAGUUGUAUGGAUUUCCUUUUAAUGUUCCAGCUGUUGUUGUGGAAAAAGAUGCAGUAUUUAUUCCUGCAGGUUGGGAUAAUGACAAGAAGAUAGGAAUAUUGCACGAGAACUUUCAGACACUAAAAGCAGAAGACAGUUUUGAAGAUAUCAUAACAAAACCACCAGUCAGAAAGUUUGUUCACGAAAAAGAAAUUGUAGCAGAAGAUGACCAAGUGUUUCUUAUGAAGCAGCAGUCACAGUUGGCGAAACAACCACCUAGUGCUGCAGGAAGGCCAGUGGAUGCCUCUCCAAGAGUUCCUGGAGGAUCUCCUAGAACACCAAAUAGAUCCGUAACAUCAAAUGUUGCCAGUGUUACACCUAUCCCUACUGGGUCAAAAAAAAUUGAUCCGAAUAUGAAAGCUGGAGCUACUAGCGAAGGAGUCCUGGCUAACUUCUUCAACAGUCUCCUGAGCAAGAAAACUGGUUCCCCUGGUGGCCCUGGUGGUGUUGGUGGCAGUCCAGGAGGAGGUGGCACUGGAGGUGCUGGCAGCAACUUACCACCAUCAGCAAAAAAGUCAGGUCAGAAGCCAGUUUUAACAGAUGUUCAGGCAGAAUUGGACAGAAUUUCACGGAAACCUGAAAUGGUCUCUCCUACAACACCUACAUCUCCCACAGAAGGUGAAGCAUCUUGAAGACACCAAAUAAAACCAAUUGUUCAGUUUUCUGGGAUAAUUCAAACUUGCCUCUGCCUCUUCCUUCAGUGACUGGAACUAAAGAACUGAAAUAUCUUUCAGAACACAAACGGUUGAUGUCUGUCUUUCUUUCAUAUGGGUUGCCCAACUUCACAAAAGGGAACUGUACAGAUAGAAAACGGUUGUCACAUCAUGUAGGAGCACUGUUCACAGUGCAAGAAUAGUAAAUUAAUUUUUUUCUGGGUUUUGUUGAAAAGUCAGUGUAAUUCUGUAAAAUUGCAAGUAUGUCCACUUAAGUGAUAGGGGUUGCUUAGAGCAGGAAAACUUACACACACCACAGGCACUUAAUUUAUAUUGAUUUCCCAACCUGUUAGGCAAGUUUAAUACCACCUUAAAUAGUUUAACCUCUACAGGAGAGAGCUACUAGUAGUUUUUGGAAGAGAGAAUUAAUUGCACAACACCAUAACAACAACAAACAACUCCAGUUAUACUUGAACGCUUCAUUUGGAGUAUGGUUAAAAAAAUACGUUUAAUCUCCUUUGAGAUUACACUGCGUUCAAAAACCCAUGCAAAAAUUCAUUCCAGAUACAAGACUAAAAUAAUGGCCAGAGGGGUUUUUUUAGUUUUUUCUCUACAAUUAAAUUCAGACACUGAAUAAAAGAUGUAUAAAGAAAAAGCAGAGGUUAAAUGUACAGAUUAUCAGUAUCCAGAUUUGUCUAUAUAUAUAUGGCUCAGCCUUAAUGUCCCCCACUGUUUCCCACAUUAGUUAUGGUUUAAAAUUGGUCAUCAAAACUGUAAUCAGUAAUAAAGUAUUCUCUGCAUUCAAAUCUAAAUAACUUUCA
This is a messenger RNA of Opisthocomus hoazin, 2345 nucleotides long. The record is from RefSeq and is a predicted model, not a curated record. NCBI's taxonomy places the organism in Eukaryota, Metazoa, Chordata, Aves, Opisthocomiformes, Opisthocomidae.